AUGUUCUACUCAUCUGCUGUUUUCCACCUUCCACACAAACAGAGCGUUUUGGAACGAAAGACGACGCGCCAAAAAGUCAUGGAAAAUCGGCUUCGGUUAGGUCAAUUUGUUACUCAACGCCAAGGUGCUCAUUUUGAAGAAAAAUGGAUUGAGGGCUCUCGAUUUAAAGAGUUGGACCAUAAUCGUAGUCUGUUUCCAACGUUUUCCCCGAGAAAUGAACUAUUUAACUCACUUCUUUUACUAUUUACUUGCAGAGUAUCCGUGGACGAGUUCUACGAACAGUUGGAGAUCUAUGAUCUUCGAAAGCAAAUGCUCGCAAAAGAAGAUAAGGAGAUUCAAAUGGAACUCGAGCGAUUAGAUCGCGAAAGAAAUCUGCACAUUAGGGAGAUUAAGCGUAUUGCAAACGAGGACGCGUCAAGAUUCAAGGAUCAUCCAUUACUGAAUGAUCGGUAUUUAUUGUUGAAUCUUCUAGGCAAAGGCGGUUUCUCCGAGGUGCACAAGGGUUUCGACUUGGUUGCAAAUCGGUACGUUGCUUGUAAAGUGCAUCAGUUGAAUCCUGCUUGGCCAAAAGACAAAAAAGACAAUUACAUCAAACACGCACUUCGCGAAAUCAAUAUCCACAAAACGCUCAAUCACCCCAGGAUUGUCAAAGUCUUCGACGUAUUCGAUAUCGAUCAUGAUGCGUUUUGCACUGUUCUGGAAUACAGCGAGGGCAAUGAUUUGGACUUCUUUCUUAAACAGAACAAAAGUAUCCCAGAACGCGAAGCCAAGUCAAUCAUUUGCCAGGUCGUAUCCGCUCUUAAGUAUCUCAACGAGCGUAAACCACCUGUCAUACACUAUGACCUAAAACCGGGUAACAUACUUCUGGGCUCCGGUCAAGUAGCUGGGGAGAUCAAAAUCACGGACUUCGGCCUAAGCAAACUGAUGACUGAAGAUGAAUACAACCCGGAGACCGGAAUGGAUCUCACUUCUCAGGGUGCAGGAACUUACUGGUACUUACCGCCAGAAUGCUUUGAGACCGGCCGGGAGCCUCCCAAAAUAUCUUCCAAGGUGGAUAUAUGGUCGGUCGGUGUCAUUUUCUACCAAUGCCUGUUUGGUCGUAAAGUGAGUACAAUUUACGUUCGACGAAGGAAUGUAGAUGAAUCGUCCUAUAAAUGCUUACCGCGAGUCAGUUCUUUCAUCAUUCGAAUGAUUGUGAUAAACAAGAGAACUUUUCAGCUCUGGAGUUACGAGGAGCCACCAGAGCGCGCCAGAUUUGUCUUCGGGAUAUGUUCUUCGCACGUCAGGCGACGACGAAGCCCACUCAGUGGGUCAGUGCGGGGUUGGUAUUGUACUCAGUCAAAGGGCUGA
Messenger RNA from Echinostoma caproni, 1350 nucleotides. NCBI's taxonomy places the organism in Eukaryota, Metazoa, Platyhelminthes, Trematoda, Plagiorchiida, Echinostomatidae. The record is from the annotation of a GenBank genome assembly.